ACACUGAAACCGGAAUCCUCCCUCUUUGUGGGUGCCUCUGUUCGUCUGAUCUGCAACCUUCCGAAGGAGGAGAGAGUGAUGGUCUGCAUUAACGAUGCCCUCACUGACGAUGAGCUCUGAGCGGUGCUCGCGCGGCUGGAGGAGGAGGAGGAGCGGACCUUUUCGGGCUCGUCUGCAAGCGCUGGCUCCGUUUGCAGAGCUCUGAAAGUCGCCGACUCAGGGCCCGGGCUGGCCCUGUCAUGCUCCGCCGAAUGGCCGACCGGUUCACGGGCCUCCUGGAGCUCGACCUCUCUCAAUCCGCCUGGAGGUCGUUCUACCCUGGAUUCCGGAAUUUUCGUGUGAUUGAUCUCCAGAACUGUAAAGGUGUCACUGAUGUUGGGAUAACUACUCUGGGAAAUGGCCUCUGAUCCAUCCUGUCCCUUGAUGUUUCCCAGUGCAGAAAGGUUACAGAUAAAGCUAUUGCUUUGGGUUUUUCGGAUUUGAAAAGGUUGUACAUGACAGGAUCCAGAUCUGUUACAGAUGAAUUAUUAAAAGCUCUGUCUAAGAGCCGUGAUACGUCGAAGAUAUAGGGUUGGGUCGAUAUAUUAAGGUUUUAGAUGUGAGUAAAUUGGCGAUGUUGGAGUUUCAAGAGUUGCUGAGGUUGCAUCAUCGUUGUUGAAAAUUCUGAAGCUGUUGGACUGUUUCAGGGUUGGCCAUGAAUCCAUAUUUUUCCAGGGUUCACUUCUGCCAUUAUCUUGAGACUCUCAUAAUUGAUGGAUGCCGUGAUGUUUCGGAAGAAUCCAUAAAAUCCCUGUCACCUGCUUGUUGCCACAGCUUCAGGAGUUCAAGGAUGGACUGCGUUUCCUUGAUAUGUGUGCUGUCAACUUGUAGACAUCUUGACAUGGGUUGGCUGUGACACAGUGACAGAUUCGGCUUUACGGUCACAGGCAAUGGGUGUUUUUGAGUCCCAACUGACAGUUUUAAAGAUGAGCAACUGCAUGAAGAUCACAAUUUCCGGUGUAGGCUCGAUAUUGAAAUCUUGCAAAUUUCUGGAUUACCAUGAGCUGCGAUCAUGCCCGCAUAUCACAAGGUUGGGUUGCCAGGAAGCUGGAUUGCUGUAAAACAAACUAUGAUGGUUGCCUAGGUGAAGGUACUGAAGCGAAGGUUGAUGUCUUGUUUUAAGACCUAGACGAAGACGAUGGAACUCUGAUUCCCCGGAGGUGCUUGCCUGCGAGGUCAUGUGGCACCAUCAACUGCCAAUUAUUUGCAACCAUGAGAAAGCAAGAAGUGCAGGUUCUAUCAAAAUCUCCAAUAAUUAUUAUCUCUUGGGUAUGUCAAUAUUUGGAAGCUAGAACUUGUACCUAUCUCGAUUCAGCUCAAUGUUCACAAGGAUUUCCUUUACAAACUGGAACUUGUAGAUGUAUUGUCGCUGCAAAUAUGGACAGGUGGGUGGGCCGACACCAGCUAACGUGAUCCUCUCGUGAGGAUGAAAGGCAACGGAAGCCCGUGAUAGGUAACCUGCUGGGCCGGGACCACCGGACCCGUGGACCUGGAGAACUUACCGAUCACGCCUCCUUUUCGUACGUGUCGAUAGGUGGACGGCCGGAUGUCUGCUUCAACGCCCUUUUGAGGGCCAACAUCUGAUGGCGUAGUUCGGUCGCGCCCGCUGCCCGGGGGAACGAGCCUCGACCAGCCACGUGAGAAGCACGAGGUGGCGGACCUCUCACUCCAUCCGUCGGGCCACGCGUACGGUGGAGGAUUCACCGGAGGCGGUCCCGGCUCGGAUGGGGUCGCUCCUUCUCCGAGUGCCGACAUUCCCCGCGACUGCGGUCACGAACAGGGGAUAUCUUGCGCCUGUCACCGGGUAGAGGGACGUGACGUCGGGGCGGUGAGCUGGGUCGUAACAUAUGUCGAUGUCACCACCGUGGGGGGGUCCCUUUUAUAAGAUUAGCACGUAGGGCCAUCGCCCUCUUAGUUUUCGAAGAUGAUGAGAAGACACGUCUUCUCAUGCGCAUUAAAAUGGGCGUAAGGUUGUAUCCACGGGCAUCAUUGUGGAGUAAUUGCAUCAGACACGCAGUACAUACACCACUGGAGACUUGUGCUGUUUUGACAUCACAGAACAGGUCACCCACAUUAUAGCGUGAUCUUUCUGCUGUAUCAUGGCAUCAGCUGGACCACACAAAAAAUGGAUUUCCAAGAAUAAUAGCAAUUGAAGAACUUGCAGAUGUCGUCAUGCCGUGUUCUUGGUGGUAGGAUCUGGUCACAAAUCGACAGAAGAAGUAUUCGAUAACUGUCGUCAUGGUAAUUUGUGACGGGAAGAUUGGGCGCACAGUGGUAGACUUCUUUGGAUCUCAGUCACCAACAGCAACAGCACAGGAGAGUCGUCCAGCCAAAUACUACCUUUAUAUAGGCCACUCGGGCGCCGACCUUUUGGACUGUCUUAACUUUUCUCCCUCGUCGCUCUGUUCUCUUCGCUACUCCGUCCAUCCUUGAAACUGGGAUCGAAAACGAGAUCCGAUUCACAUGUUGUUUUUUUUUUAUCUGUCUUGGAUGUUUCUGUGAACACGAUUGGGAAUCUUCUGCUUGGGAUCAGAUGAACAGCUUCAAAAAAAGAAAAAAAAAAUAGAUAAGUGUAAAGUUAUCAUCUUUUCUGGCUCAGCUUGUUCCUUGUUUUGUCUUGUUUCCCUGGUUUUCCAAUACAAAUCUGUGACUUAGAUUUCAGGUGGGAAACUUCUCCAAACAUGUUUUAGCUUUGGAGAAAAAAGUGUGCUUAUCUUGUCAUAUGGUUGGCUGGAAAGAUAAAAGAGAUGGACGGUGCUGCCUUGCCACUUUGUCAGCAGUGCUCGUGAUCUUUUGGACCACUUUCUGGAGAGAUUACAUGUGAACGAGCCCCAUGAAUCACCUACCUGUUGGUUGCAUUCAAUCUGCCCACUCUUUUAUCAGCUAAUCUAACUAGAUUUGUGGAAAUGGGUUGUCUGCUAUCGACUCCCGGGGAAGCCAGUCCAUUGAGAAGGGCUGCAAGUAUUGGGGAGGUGGCCGUGUUUGUGCCCGGAUUCCGCAUCCCUGAAAGCGUAGAUUUAUCUCAGCCACUGGGUGAUUGUUUGUCGAGAGGCCUUCUCGAUCGCCUCUCGAGUCUAAGAACUCGUAUGGUCACCAUGGCUGCUCAAGAAGCACGACGGUUCACAAAGCCAAGGAGAAUAACAACUACAAGACAUGGUUCUGCCUUGAGCGAACUUUUGCGUGCUCUUGAGGAUUACCUGCCUGUUCUUCUGGGACUAGUGAAGGAUGGUUGCCAAUUGAGAGACAAGGUGCCGUUUGUGUGGAUUAACCAGGAAGAUGAUGCAGAGGAAACUGCCAUGACAAAUGCUUGGUAUGAGGUGUUGUCUGUGCUACAUUUGAUGGCUAUGCUAUCUUUGUUGCAAGCCAAUAGGUUGCUUCUUCCCAAGAUAUCCAGCGAGGGUUAUCAGCUAAAGAUAUCUGAAGAGAACAGAAGAAAAUCGAUUGAUAUUUUGCUGAAGGCAGCAGGGUAUUUGGAUUGUGCCAUUCGACAUGUGCUCCCUCAAAUAACUCCAGAACACAGGAAGGACCUUCCACUGGACCUGGAAGAAGGAGUUCUUCGAGCUCUAUGUUUGCAAGCUCUGGGACAGUGUGUUGAUAUCCAGCUUGGGAUGGCAAUAGAUAGUCCCAAGGCAACGCUUGCUGUGAAAAGGCGAUUAGCGUGUGAAAUGGUCAAUUACUGGCAUCAGGCUCAGAACAACAUGGCAAAGCUUCCUUCUACAGAUGGCUGGGCUAAAAAGCAUCAACUCUUUAUUAAGUGGAAAUAUGCUGAAGCAAAGGCUGCUGCAUACUAUUACCAUGGACUGAUACUUGAUGAGGGCAACACAGAGAAAUCCCAUGGAGUGGCAAUAGCUGCUUUGCAAGCAUCAGAAGAGUAUCUGAAGGAAAGCAAGAAAGCUUGUGAAACUUUCAAUUCAACACCUCCUACAUCAAGGAAUCCCCCUCUUUGGGGAUCUAUGAAAUAUCUGUCUGAGAAGAUUCCUAAAGAUGCAUCAAGUAAGAUACGAAUCAAUCAAGAUCUUUACAGUGAAGAAAGGACAUUCAAGACAGCACCAAGUUUGCCAGAUUUUGCUUUAGCACUAAAGCCUGAUGACUACCAACUCCCUCCGUUGGAUCCCUUAUGGAACAAGGAGGAUCACCACUACUAGAAACUAGCAAAGGGAGAAAGCAUGGAAAAUAUGUCAGCAACAUGUUCUUCAGCAACAAUCAUGCUAUAGACUAUUGGAUGGAAGCCAGUUACAUGUGUACAUUAUUUGUUGAUGUAAGAUGGUGUCCAUUUGAAGGAUGUUGAUAGUUCUUUGCCAAUGAGGAAAUCAAAUAUUCUUUUCUUUUGACUA
Molecule: messenger RNA, 4373 nt
Organism: Musa acuminata AAA Group (dessert banana)
Lineage: Eukaryota; Viridiplantae; Streptophyta; Magnoliopsida; Zingiberales; Musaceae
Exons: 15
Coding region: 2946-4184 (412 amino acids)
Source: RefSeq, a predicted model, not a curated record